UGACAAUAACCUGGUAGUGCAUUGCAUCUUAUAUAACAGUUUGCUCUCCCUGCAGCAGUGAUGGAUGAAGACAACACCAAGCCAUGGAAGAAGACUGAGGACAUCCCAAAGAGGUUUGACGAGCUGCCCCCUGAGCCUGGGUGGGUGCCAGUGGCUGACGUCAUCCGCACCAGCAGGGAGGACGAGGCCAGGCAGGAGGCAAAGAAGGAAAAAUUCAAGAUCAAACCACCAGUAGAUUCUGACUCUGAGCCAUCUGAGAGUGAUGCUAACCAAGGGAAUAGAGGCAGAGAGGAAAGGACGCCAGCACACAAGGAGAGAAGAGGAGCCACACGCCACCAAAGACAGUUGACAACACAUCAAUGCCUCCCAGUGUUGAUGACGUGACACAGGCUAUGGUGGAGUGGGCCCUCAGUCCCAACCAUUACCCACGGAGGAAACCCAAGCCAGCACAUCAUACCCAGAUCAAACCACCAGCAAGAAUGCCAAGCCCUUCCCCACUCCUGCAGGAUAAGACUCGUGCUGCAAAGGAGAGGCCAAUAGGGAAGUUACCCACAGUACCACCAGAAGAAUUUAUCAAAUUUGUAUCACCACAAGAGUUGCAGCUAGAUGUGCCUAGAUCCCCCAGCACGCACAAGCCUCACAACCCACCAGGUGCUGUGAGAAGGAGCCCCCAGCAGCCAGCCAGUAACCACAGGGAGCAGCGCCUUCCCUACGAUGAACCAAGCCCUGACUAUGAAGACGAUUACAAAAAGUAUUACUCCCGGUACGACAAGCAGUACUACCGUGAGGGGUGUCCUGAUGAGGACUUCUACAAUCACGAUAGGUAUAGCUAUGAGGACAGAGGUGCAGCGGAUCCUUACCGCUAUAAUUCAGCCCGUGAUGGAUACCAAGAACACCAACAGUAUCCUUCCCAUCAAGGCCAUGGUUAUGAUUAUUCCGACAAUGAGUACAGGGAGCCACAGUACUCAUAUGAGGCCCAGAGGAGUCCCUACCAGCAGCCAGAGUAUUCGUAUGAGGCCCAGGGGAGCCCCUAUCAACAGCCAGAGUACUCGUAUGAGGUCCAGAGGAGCCCCUAUCAGCAGCCAUCACCUUAUUACAGAUCAGAGCCACAGCAGUAUUCAAGGGAGUACCAGCAGCCACGUUCCAGCUAUGAUGUGUUGUACUAACCUGCUUCCCUUCCUGUUAUGGUGUUAUUGUGUUUAUUAUUCUGCUGACCUGAAUGUGCUGUUCCCUGAUGGCCAGGUAAGAGCUAUGGUGUGCCAUAUUGACCUCCCUGGCUAUGCUGUUUCUUACUGGCCAGCUAACAGUUAUAGUGAGCUUAUUGUAAUAUCUAGUGUUCAUAGUCCCUCAGGAUGUGGCCAAGGAGAACAAGAUAGUCUGAAAAACCCUGAUGAUCACCAGCAUACUAUGCUGAAAACAUUCGUGAUGAUAUUUGCUGACUAAAUAAAAUAUGUAGUUUUUUUUCUUUUAUUUAAAAUCAUUUUGAGCAUAAAAAUUAUUCAGGUUAUAUUUCUUUCAUUAUCUGAUAUUCAAAAAUACAAAAAUUUUUGAUCUACAGUCUGUGUUAAUAUACUUUUUAACAUCACUUCUUUUACAUGUAAAUAAAUCUUCACUUUCUUGUAAAAACCACACAACUGGAUCAUUCACAUUGGGCUAAGUUGAUGUGAAGGCAGCGCUCUGAGCCAUUGAUGCCGGAACACCCAAAGGUCUGGACACACCUGGAAGCCCUUGGUCUGGAAAAGCUGGGGUGGCUUCGUAGUGGUGUUUUGUGCAUCAACAGACAAUCUUCAUCACAGUCCAGCUAAGAUUUGGCAUCAACACAUGGUAGUUUCUUUUGCAUGUGUCAGGAUCAAUAUACAUGUAUGUUAACUGUAUAACUUAAAUGGAUAAUGUAAGAUCAUAUACAGAGGACAAAAAGAGUAUUAAUCCCAAGGUAAUAGUAACAUCCCAGACUAGGCUGAGAUAAUGUGUUUAGUAUUUAACUCUUUUUGCCAUAUGAUUUUUCACCAAAACUUAGCAAUGAUCCCUCACUAACCCUUGGUAUCGCAGCAGCCUUUAUAUUGAAGACUUCCUUGAUAUUGUUGCGGCGGCGCAGGGGGUGGUAGUGAUAAGUAGUGAAGAUGGAGUGAGCUAGUAUUUUUGAGAGAGACAAGAAGUGGGGACCGGAUGUAUGCAUAUGUGGAUACACCAACGGUGAUUGGCUUGGAUGUGGGCCAAUGGCAACAUUGCAGAGGGGGUGGCAGAGUAUUUAAGCUACCCCAGCCUAGUGCGAGUUAGUUAGUCUCUGCCCCCGCUCUGUUCCCUGCUCUCGUUUUCCGUCUCCACACUCGCCCUGUGUAAUACCCUGUAUUACCUAAUUGUACUGUGUUACUACCCAAGUAAACGUAAGAAGCUGUA
Molecule: messenger RNA, 2397 nt
Organism: Portunus trituberculatus (swimming crab)
Lineage: Eukaryota; Metazoa; Arthropoda; Malacostraca; Decapoda; Portunidae
Product: chromosomal replication initiator protein DnaA-like
Exons: 2
Coding region: 360-1166 (268 amino acids)
Source: RefSeq, a predicted model, not a curated record